Molecule: messenger RNA, 1296 nt
Organism: Dimorphilus gyrociliatus
Lineage: Eukaryota; Metazoa; Annelida; Polychaeta; Dinophilidae
Source: the annotation of a GenBank genome assembly
AUCUUGAAUAGCAGACUAAAUGAUAACAGUUUUUUUUACCUGUAAAUUGUCAUGAAGCUAUUCAUCUUUUUGAUCAUUUUUCUUUAUAUAUCUUCUGUACUUGGGCAGGAUAAACCUGAAAUCACUGAAAGAAUCUUACCCGAAAUAAAGCCUAUUGGUACAACUGGAAGAUUGAACUGUACAGUUAUUAACAAGUUAGAUAAUUACGUUGAGUGGGUUCAUAAUGAAAAGUCAUUGACUCAAGAUGAAACAAUUGUUGUUGAUCCUAAAUUCAACCAAAUUGUAAAUGGAUAUCCUAAAUAUCAGGUAUUUCACAGGAAAAUAGGCCAAAAGGAUUCCUUUAUGCUUGUUGUUAAUCAUUUGGAACCUAAAGACAAGGGAAUAUAUCGUUGUCAAAUUUGGGUAAGAAAUGAUCAGGACAGCGGUCGAUUAGUAUCAAAAGAUGGUAAAAUGGUUGUUGUAUUUCCGCCACAAAUUUUACAAAUGGAUACUAGUUCAACUAUGACAGUAAAGGAAAAGGAAAAUGUAUUGUUGAAGUGCGGGGCAUCAGGAAAUCCUAAACCAAAUAUAACCUGGGUUAGAGUAAAUGGUUCGCCUUUACCUGAUGGUCGUCUUAGAGCAAGGAAUAACACUUUAUUAAUUAAUAGUAUAGAUCGAAAUGACAGAGGAGUAUAUAGAUGUCUGGCGGAUAAUAACGUUAGACCUCCAGCUCAAUUUGAUAUCACUCUACUUGUUGCCUUCUCGCCAGUGGCUGUAGCUGUGCAAUCUUCUUACGGUCAAGUUGAAAACAGGAUGUACGAUGUAAUUAUAGAAUGUCGAGUUGCUGGGUUUCCUGAACCUGAACUUAAAUGGCAUAAAGUUACUUCAGCUACAACGUGGAAGCAGUUAAAGAAUGAUGACAAACACACAAUCAAUAUUCUUCUGAAUCAUGCGAAUAGUUUAGGUCAAAAUGAGAGAUGGUUCCAAAUUGUCAUUAGAUCGGUUACGGCCAAUGACUACGGAGACUAUAUUUGCGAAGGGGUAAACAAUCACGGUAGCGGAUCAACAAAAAUACAACUUUUUGCAACAUCCGAAUGUCAAGGACCACUAUGCGAGGAAGAACAAAGACCAGAGGACAGAAAAGGCUCUGCUUCUAUUACAAAACUGAGCCAUUUACCUUUAAUGUUAUCGCUUAUUAUAGGAUAUUAUUUAAUCAAGCUAUGAAUCUAAAAUAUUAACUAACAAAAAAAACGAAUCUGUAUAAUUAAUCUAUAUAUAUAUAUAUAUAUAUAUAUACAUGUAUAUGUAUGCUGCUCA